CUCCCCGGUCGCGAGUCCGCCCUGGACCGCACCUACCCAAACGAGACGACCCACCGUCCGCCGCCGGUGCGCCCACGCCGCUCUCCUCUGACCUCUGUCCAACCCCGACAAUUCUCUCCCACGGUAAACAAACACGCGCAGUACAUAAACUACCGCGCGCACCUGCACCCCCUCGGCCUGUUCACCUGCCACAUCAGAACCAGUCCUCCCCCUCCCGGCGCGCGUGACAGGCGAGGCAGACCGAAGAUGGCAACGGCAGCCUCCGCCUCCGCCUCCCCCGCCGCUCUCCGCGCCAAAACCCCAGCCCCGGGCGCGCACCCCAGCCCGAAAUCCAGCCUCGCAUUCCCGUGGCCUUCCCCGGGAGCCUCCGCCUCCGCCUCCGCCGCUGCCUCCGGCAGGCUCCACGCCAGCCUCCACCUCGGCGGGGUCCGCGGCGUCGGCACCGCCAACGGCACCGGCCUCCACGUGCUGCACCCCGACGUCAAGCCGCUGGCCGUGCCCAAGAUGGCCGGCGGCGCCGGGGCACAGAAGAGCAUCCUGCUCUACCACUGCGAGGAGAUGAGGGAUCUCGCCCAGCAGGUGGCCGCCCGGAACGACGACAUCGAGCUCUGCACCAUCUCCUGGAGGAAGUUUCCGGAUGGAUUCCCAGAUUUGUUCAUACCAAAUGCGCAGAACAUUCGUGGGCGACAUGUUGCUUUCUUAGCAUCAUUCAGCUCGCCUGGUGUCAUAUUUGAGCAAAUAUCGAUUAUAUAUAAUCUGCCAAAGCUGUUCAUUGCUUCAUUUACUUUGAUACUGCCAUUUUUCCCAACUGGGACUUCCGAGCGUAUGGAAGACGAAGGAGAUGUCGCAACCGCCUUUACACUUGCUAGAAGCUUGUCACACAUACCAAUAUCCAGAGGUGGACCCACCAGUUUAGUGAUUUUUGAUAUUCAUGCUUUGCAGGAGAGAUUCUACUUUGGAGACGCAAUCUUACCAUGUUUCGAGAGUGGCAUCCCCUUGUUGAAAAGUAGGCUUCAGGAGCUACCUGAUUCUGAUAAUAUAGCCAUAGCUUUUCCAGAUGACGGCGCAUGGAAGCGCUUCUAUAAGCAACUUCAACAUUUUCCUAUGAUUAUAUGCAACAAAGUUAGAGAAGGUGAUCAAAGAAUUGUGCGUAUAAAAGAAGGAGAUGCUAGAGGCCGUCAUGUUGUUAUAGUGGAUGACUUAGUGCAGUCUGGUGGUACUUUGAUUGAAUGCCAGAAAGUGUUGGCUGCUCAUGGAGCAGCAAAGGUUAGUGCGUACGUGACACAUGGCAUUUUCCCCAACAAAUCAUGGGAGAAAUUUAAGCCUGAUAAUGGAGAGGGUCCGGAGCAUGCCCUGAGCCACUUUUGGAUUACCGACUCGUGCCCUCUCACUGUUGAAGCGGUCAAGGACAGGCGGCCGUUUGAAAUUCUCAGCCUGGCAGAUUCUAUUGCUUCCGCUCUUCAGAUUUAGCAAGCUGAUUUGGUCUGCUCGCUCGGCUGCGAUAUUGUUUAGUUCAUUUUUCUAGCACAUCUCCUCCCCACCUUUUUUUGCAGUAGUUUCUUUUGCCUUGGAUAUUGUUUAGUUCAUCUUUUAAUCUUUAUUAUUCCCGAGAAACCUCAGAUCCUACAUCUUCAGUUCUUCACCUUAGGGAAGCGUUCAAUGGAUUGUUGGGACCGCAAAAACAUUUCUAGGAUAGUAUGCCUAAUAACUUGGCAGGACAAGCCAAGUGAGUCACAUGUUUGCUAUAUAUAAAUAAAAAAUCAAAUAAGUUUA
Messenger RNA from Aegilops tauschii subsp. strangulata, 1773 nucleotides. Its product is annotated as ribose-phosphate pyrophosphokinase 3, chloroplastic. Gene Ontology annotation, cellular component: cytoplasm; ribose phosphate diphosphokinase complex. The record is from RefSeq and is a predicted model, not a curated record. Gene Ontology annotation, biological process: purine nucleotide biosynthetic process; 5-phosphoribose 1-diphosphate biosynthetic process. Gene Ontology annotation, molecular function: magnesium ion binding. NCBI's taxonomy places the organism in Eukaryota, Viridiplantae, Streptophyta, Magnoliopsida, Poales, Poaceae.